Cuscuta campestris is the source of this 2337-nucleotide messenger RNA. The record is from the annotation of a GenBank genome assembly. NCBI's taxonomy places the organism in Eukaryota, Viridiplantae, Streptophyta, Magnoliopsida, Solanales, Convolvulaceae.
AUAUACAAGAGACAUUUGACGAGAAGAACAUGAUUGAACAUAAAUAAACACUACAAUGACUUUAUUGAUUCUAUUUGUAGUAGAGGGACUAAUUUGAAUAUUUCCAGAUAGUGCACGGACCUCUGCGGUGCAUUGUUAUAAAAAAAAAGGAGUAACUAAACGCGGACAAUAAGUACCCGAGUACCCGAGUAUUUCUAACGAGUAACGAACUAACGACCGAAUUUCUUCUUCUUCGAGAGACCUGCGCGCAGAGCCAUGCCGAACCGCCGGUGCAAAUUCUGCCUGGAAAAUGUUCCUCCCAUCGAGCGGGCAGAUCAUCAACGGGGGUGCGAAAAGAGGGAACUUCAUGCCAAGCGCAACCAGAAUUAUUUCGAUCUGGCUGCAAGGAUGAGAAAGACGCUAGAGGCAAGAGACAAUCAACAGGCCAAUCAUCGCGGAUUUGGCCAGGGAACACCGCGCGACGUUGACAUUGCUGCGGCGGCGGCAUCGGAUCCAUCCAUCAUCGCGUUCGAAGAUCUGAUUUCGCAGUGCGUCCGGAGGCUUUGCAGUGCUGCUGACAAGAUUGGUGGAAUUGUUUUGGAUGUCACCAAGGUUGUCAAGGAUGCAUUCUCUUCCCAGAAGGAGCUUCUCAUCAAGAUCAAAGAAACAAAGGAUGAACAUGCUUUGCCUUACCAGUAUGUGCACGUUUACAAGGAUGGCCAAAUCAUAACGUCUCCGGCCACCCACGUUUACAAGGAUGGCCAAAUCCCUUGGCUGGUGUAUUACCACGGCAAAGGUUACAAAAAGCAGUCUUUCUGUUACGACAUAACAGGACCCUCGCCGGUCAAGACACACAUCAAGAGCAUUCCAGUCUUGCGCGACAAUACCCUAAUCCUGCCUGAUCUGCAUCACCUAUGGAAUCACAAGAUCGACAGUUGUGUCCUCCUACUACUACCUCCGGGAGGUAAUUUGACCCUGUUAAUAUUCUUCAAAGAAUUGCCCUCCAUAAUGUUGUGUCGGGUUGGAGAAACAAAGUGGAGUGAAAUAAGCUAUGGGAAGUAUUUGGAACCUUUUUUUGUAGAGGAGUUGCAUACAAUAGCUAGAGAAAAUGGAAGUCCCCUGUUUUUCAGGAGGGCUGUUGGCUUUGGUGGCAAAGUAUAUGCCCAGCUCGGUGCGGAUUGGCUUGACGGCUUCUGCUACUCGAUGAUGUCGAUCGAGAUAGUUGAAGAGGGAGCGGCUGAGUUUGGGCUCGUUCUGCGUACGGUGAACGGGCCUGCUGACAUGAGGUCUGGUUGCUUCACUCCUUACAUCAAUGUCUAUAUGUUGGAAUCCUGCGGGGAACUCUUUUUAAUACAUUUUUCAUCUGGAGCUCUAGUGUUUGAGGUCUACCGAAUGAAUUUUGAUACUAUGGCUUGGGAGAGGAUGAAAAGCAUCAAGGACGCGACUUUUUUCAUUGGCGAGAACUACUGCUUUUCUUGCCCAACUUCAGGAUCAGGGGACCGUAUAUAUUUUACAAGGAGAAAAGAUCAUCGUUUAUACUGUUAUAACAUGGAAGAUGGCAGUGUCGUGAUGUCUUCGCCCCGUCCGGCUAUCCCCACCCCUUGGCCUUCUCCUCCUAUUUGGAUGAUGCCCCAACUCACCCUCUCCAUCAAGGAUGAACUGGCGAGUGGAAAGAAUUUUGAUGCAGCAAUGCAGACUAGUCCGGUCUUUUUUAAUGACGCUUUCUAUUACUUGGAUAAGAUGGGACGACUCGGAUGUCUUGAGAUAGAUCUGCAACUAGUAAACAUUAGGUGGGAAGUUCUUGAGAAGCCACAAAGGCCAGCUGACCUGAAGUUUUUUUCUCACAACUUCUUGGUGGAGUGUGGUGGGGAGUUGAUUUCAGUAUUUCUUGGUCGUGCGGGAAAAUGGGUUUAUGUUUACAAGCUGAAUAAUUGUCAUCAGGUAUGGGAAAAGGUGAGCAAUCUGGGAGGUUACGACUUGUAUCUCAACCCAACUUCUUCCUCUGCCAUGCCUUCUUCGAGUGGUGGAAACAGAAUUUAUUUCCCAUUGCUCCGUGGUACUAAUAUUGUUUACUUCUCCAUGGAGACGGGCAAAUGGCAUUUCUCUGGAAGCCAACAAGAUUCAUCAUCCCAUCUCUAUGGUACAAGAUGGUACCCCAACUCUUGUUGGAUUAAGCCGUGUUGGUAAUUUUAUAUCCAUUACACCUUUAGUUUGAUAUGUAAACUGGCUUUAUUCAAGUUAUCUUUCACCAAGUGCUUGAUAUUUUGCGUACGUCAUAUUGUCAUGUAUCUAAUUAUGUGGCUUUGUUUUGCCCCUACCCGGUAUUUUGAUGUUUGAGAGUAAAUAGAAUAGUACUAG